Effrenium voratum is the source of this 3342-nucleotide messenger RNA. Lineage: Eukaryota; Dinophyceae; Suessiales; Symbiodiniaceae. The record is from the annotation of a GenBank genome assembly.
AUGCCGAUCAAAGGCGUGGAGUUGGAAGUCGUCGAAGGAAUCACCGAACACUCGAGCCGCGUUGCUCUGAAAGGUGUGUUCCAGAACUUUGGGGAUGUGGUCUCCUGUUGGGUGCCGCCAGUGGACCGACGAGGUAUUGACAAGGCCUCAGUGCGCUUCGCCAACGCCCAGGCAGCUGAGGCAGCCAAGGAGGCUUGCGACGCUGGGCAGGUCUACCUGCAGGGCAUGCUGGUGAAGGCGAAUUGGCGCUCUGGCGGCGGGCGUCGCGUUGGCAACAGCGACCUUGGCGAGCUGAGCAAAACAAAUGAUUUCGAGGACAGCGGGAUGAGGCAGUUUGCUCUUACAGACCGCCGCGACACUCGGGAGACUCGGGAGACUCGAGAGAUUCGGGACGUUCGCGAUCAAGCACGAGAGCGAGGAGAACGUGAGAGACAGCGUGUUAGAAGUCGCUCAAGGAAGAGGCGCAGCCGGUCCCGGCGCCGCAGCCGGUCCCGGCGCAGGGACCGCAGCCCGCGCCGGGAUGCGCGUGCGCCAGACAAGGAGAAGGCUUUGAAAGAGAAGGAGGAUGCGCUCGCCCUUGCGAUUGCAUCGGCGCCUGCACCAACUCCAGCUCCCGCACCGGGCGCCUUCACGGGAGUGGCGACGGCUGGGGCACCGCCUGCUCCUGCGCUGACAGGCAUCUCCGUGCCUGCCACCAGUGUGAGCCUGGCAGCCCUGGAGGGGAUGAUGUCUGUAGAACCUGCCGCUGAGGCAAAGCUGGAUCCAGAGGCGGAGAAGAAGCGCAAAGAGGAGUUGAAGGCUGCUCGCGAGAAGCGGGCAAAAGAGUUGAAGCGCGGCCCAGGGGUGGCGGCGUUGGUGCAGGGUGCACUGAAAAGAGCGAUGGAAGCACCAUCUAUGGGCAAGAAAGACGAGCUGGUGGAGAAGGCCCAGCGGCAGCGGGAGGAAGCAGAGGCAGCGGCUCGGAAGGAGCAGGAAAGGCUAGAGCAAGAGAAAGAGCAUGAGAAGGCGGAGAACAUGCGAAAGAGGUUGGAGGAGCAAAAGAAGGCGGAGGAAGAGAAAAGGAGGCAACUUGAAGAAAAGGAGGCCCGCGAGCGCGAGCGCGCAGACCGCGAGGCCUUGGAGAGGCGAAGACAAGCCGAAAAGGCGGAUGAGGAGAUGCACAAGAAAGAGGCCGAGACGCGAGACCAACGCAUCAAGGCUAGCAUGGAAGCUGCAAAGAAGCAGAGGGCCGCCGCCAAGGCAAAGGAGGCAGAGACGCUCUACGGUGACAUGCCUCAGCCUGACGCUGACACUGCAGCUGCAACAGAGGCGGCUUUGAAGGCUGCGGGUCAGAAGGGCCCUCAGGCAGACCUGGGCCUCCUUCCGGAGGACCAUAGCAAGGUAGUGUUCCUUGAUGUGGAUGGCGUGCUCCGGCCGGCGAGAGCAGGCACGUUUGAUAUCUCCACCGACGGCGAUGCCGCAAAGCCCGACACCUCCGACUUCUUCCCGCCCGCCAUGAAGGCGCUUCGCCACAUUCAGGAGCGAACCAGUCCGCGCAUAGUGCUGUGUUCGGAGUGGCGGCGUGGCGAGACUUUCCUGAAAGCCUUGGAGGAGGUCUUCCACAAAAACAGGCUGCGGUUAUGGAGCGACGUCACCCCAACAAACUUCAAGCUGGAGAAGGGUACGGACGCUGUCCGCUGCUUUGCGGACCGCCGGUCCAAGGAGAUUAGUGAGUGGCUUCGCAAGCACGAGGGCGAGGUCAGCGGCUGGGUAGUCUUGGAUGACAUCAACCUUUCCGUUGCGGAUGAGUUGGCGGAGCUGCACUGCGGCUGGAGCCAGCGCUGUGCGCAGCUCCGAGCCAAGGCGCAGCAGUGCGCCGGCGGCUUGCACGCGGAGGCCAAGGAUUUGGAGGCGAAGCUGCAACAGCAGCGGUCCAACUUGCAGCACCUGGAGCAGAAGCUGCGGCGCCUCACGGGCGAGGCAGGCGCCCUGGCCCGGCAGAUGGAGGUCCUGCGGGACCGCUCGGCGCUUCUCCGCGGCGCGGCGAAGCCGGUGGCGGAGACCCAUCAGAGGCUGGCGCUGGACAAGGUCCUGAAGCAGCAGGAAGUGGAGCUGCUGCAGCAGGUCGCGGGCAGCCUCGAGAGGUCUUUGGGGCAGGCGGCUGAUCUGCAGCGGUUGGUAGAGGAGCAGCAGCUGGCUGCGCAUCGCUCGGGGUUGCAGGUCCAGGCGGCCCGUCAGCGAAGGGAGGCCGCUGACAACGCAGAGACAAAGGCCAGACAAGAUAUGCUCAUUGCAGAGGAGGAGUGCCAGGAGAUGCUCGAAGGUUCCGCGGAUUUGCAGGUCCUGCAGAUGCAACUCAGCCAAGCUCACGCUGAAACCAGCAGGCAGGAUCCCACAGCAGACGGGGCCAAGCUUCCACGCCCAAAGCCCAGGCUUGCUCAGAAUGAGCACGACCACCGCCUGCCAGACUGGAAGCUUCACUUCUCCGUUGCGGUAGAGGACAUACCGAGGGCCUGGGACAUCCUGACCGAGCUCUUUCUGGGCGAGGGCUGCGACUUUGGCAUGAAGGCCGUCGCACAGGAAGCCUUUGACUCCUGGCCAGCUGGGCAGAGGGGCCGCGAGCUGACAGUGUACAUCUUCCAAAAUCAUGCGGCUUAUGCUGGCGGUGGUCCGAUGAUGGGAUACUGCCCAGGCUCCGAGCAUAACUUCUGGCUGGGUCCAGAGUUUGAGCGCGAGGCAGGCUUUUGGGCCUCGUUCGUGGACCAGGCAGAACACUUGCUGGCGGCUGGUGGCAUUCGAAGCCGCGGCGUGGCGCACGGCGAUCUGAAGCUCGGGCACUAUGCCUCGCUGCGAAAUGAGGCUUUUCUCUUCGAUGCUGCCUCUGGUCUGUACAUCUACCCGCCCAACUCUGCGGGUUGGCUGCUGGGAGAAAUUUCAGAUCCGCAGCAAGGAACUACGUGCUGCUGGUUUGGGAGUUCUCAGAUAUUUAGCCGGGGUUCCCUUGAUUUGGAGGCCCCGUAUGGGGCAUAUGAGGGCAUACAUACAUGUAGGGCACCUGCAGCCCAAGGAACUCUGCGGGACAUGCCUGCCCCAUGCAUCUGCCGCUGCGUGGCCAAUUGCAGAUGGCCCUGCAGCAAGGCGCCGGACUUGUUCCUUCUGUGCGCGCCUGCGCGCGUGUGCGUAUGGCACAUUGCGUGUGUGCAUGUGUGCGUGUGUGCGUGUUGUGUGUGUUGUGUGUGUGUGUUGUGUGUUGUGUGUGUUGUGUGCGUGUGUGUGUGUGUUGUGUGUGUGUGUUGUGUGUGUGUGUGUUGCGUGUGUGUGUGUGUGCGCGUUAUUUCUGUGUGUGUGUUGUGUGUUGUGUAG